This is a messenger RNA of Symbiodinium natans, 675 nucleotides long. The record is from the annotation of a GenBank genome assembly. NCBI's taxonomy places the organism in Eukaryota, Dinophyceae, Suessiales, Symbiodiniaceae.
AUGGAUGCUAAACUGGCUGCGUGUUUAGGCUACUCUGUCAGAUUGGCAACACGAUGUGGAUAUAUGGAGCUCCUACCACAUCUUCAACAGGCUUUGUUUGCACUUGUUUCCUGUGAUGCACAUGUUGAUUCGGCGGCAGUCCCCCAAGAAUCCCGCAGGCGAAGAACAAUCUCUUUGUUUCAGGCUCUUCAUCCUGAUGGCAGUGAUGUACCAAAUGCUCAAUAUGCUCAGGAGGUGAAACUCGUUGACGCCCCGCAGCGACUCCUUGCAGAUGCGGAGGCGCAGACAUGUGAGGACAUCAUUUCUGCAGGUGAGUGCACCAUGAUUGUGGACAAGAUUAUGGAUCAAGCGAAGGCAUCUGCGGUGGCACUUGAAGAACGCUUGCGCCAACUGGAGGCCGACACAUCGGAUCACUUCUUGCCCACGGCCAGCUCCAUUGAUUCACCUGGCACUGCGGCGUGUUCUUCAGUUCCUCAUGGCCUGACGAUGGCAUGUGACGUUCACAGGCCACAAGCCUCACGAUGCCCAGGCGUGCGUGCUAGGAUUCCUGACCAUGACCUUGCGAGUUUGAAAGCCCAACACAUCGAGCUCCGCCGAGCAAUGAAAGCACAGCGAAGACUGGAACGACAAGCCCGUGAACAGCAAGGGCUGCCUAGUCACAGCUUGAACUUGUGA